Messenger RNA from Pantherophis guttatus, 12797 nucleotides. The record is from RefSeq and is a predicted model, not a curated record. Lineage: Eukaryota; Metazoa; Chordata; Lepidosauria; Squamata; Colubridae.
AUGCAACAGACGAUUCAUACAGGAGAGAAACCCUUUGAAUGUCCUAACUGUGGGAAAAGGUUCAAAAACAAUUCCAGCCUGGUGACACACCAGAGGACUCACACAGGAGAGAAACCCUUUGAAUGUCCUGAUUGUGGAAAAGGUUUCAGUAAAAAUUCCAGCCUGGUGACACACCAGAGGACUCACACAGGAGAGAAACCCUUUGAAUGUCCUGACUGUGGGAAAGGUUUCAGUCAGAAUUCCAAUCUGGUGAAACACCAGACAAUUCAUACAGGAGAGAAACCUUUUGAAUGUUCUUAUUGUGGGAAAUGCUUCAGUCAGAAUUACCAUCUCGUGAUACACCAGAGGAGUCACACAGGAGAGAAACCCUUUGAAUGUCCUGACUGUGGGAAAGGUUUCAGUCAGAAUUCCAACCUGCUGAUGCACCAGACGAUUCAUACAGGAGAGAAACCUUUUGAAUGUCCUGAUUGUGGGAAAAGAUUCAAACACAAUUCCAGCCUGGUGACACACCAGAGGACUCACACAGGAGAGAAACCCUUUGAAUGUCCUGAUUGUGGGAAAAGUUUCAGUCAGAAUUACCACCUUGUGAUACACCAGAGGACUCACACAGUAGAGAAAGAGUUUGAAUGUUCUGAUCGUGGGAAAAGUUUCAGUAAGAAUUCCAACCUCAUGAUACACCAGAGGACUCACACAGGAGAGAAACUAUAUGAGUGUCCAAACUGUGGGAAAGAUUUCAGUACCAGGGCUAGCCUUUUAAAUCAUGUCCUUAUGCACACAGGAGAGGAACCAUUUAAGUGCCCCGAGUGUGCAUUGUGCUUCAGGAAACCUUCCAGCUUUAUCGCACACAAGAAAAUGCACCUGAGGCCCAAAGUGAUGAGUGUAGAGAAGACUUCCAGCUUGGUGAUACAUCAGUGGAUUAACUCCACAGAGAAACCCUGUGAGUGUCGAGGUUGCAGGAAAAGUUUCAUUAGAAAUUCCCAACUCACGAGACACAAGACCAUGCACACAGGAGAGAAACCCUUUGAAUGUCCUGAUUGUGGGAAAUGUUUCAAUAGAAAUUCCCACUUCAUAAUACACCAGAGGACUCACACAGGAGAAAAACCCUUUGAAUGUCCUGACUGUGGGAAACGUUUUAGUAAUAAUUCCAGCCUGGUGACACACCAGAGGACUCACACAGGAGAGAAACCCUUUGAAUGUCCUGACUGUGGGAAACGUUUUAGUAAUAAUUCCAACCUGGUAAUACACCAGAGGACUCACACAGGAGAGAAACCCUUUGAAUGUCCUGACUGUGGGAAACGUUACAUUCAGAAUUCCAGCCUGGUAAGGCACCAGAGGACUCACACAGGAGAGAAACCCUUUGAAUGUCCUUUCUGUGGGAAAAGCUUUAAUUAUAAUUCUGAUUUGCUGAUACACCAGAGGACUCACACAGGAGAGAAACUGUUUGAAUGUCCUUUCUGUGGGAAAGGUUUCAGUAAGAAUUCCUACCUGGUGAUACACCAGAGGACUCACACAGGAGAGAAACCCUUUGAAUGUUCUGACUGUGGGAAAACUUUCAUUACAAAUUCCCACCUGGUGACACACCAGAGGACUCACACAGGAGAGAAACCCUUUGAAUGUCCUGACUGUGGGAAAAGUUUCAUUACGAAUUCCCACCUGGUGUCACAUCAGAGGACUCACACAGGAGAGAAACCCUUUGAAUGUCCUGACUGUGGGAAAGGUUUCAGUCAGAAUUCCGGCCUGGUGACACACCAGAGGAGUCACACGGGAGAGAAACCCUUUGAAUGUCCUGAAUGUGGGAAACGUUACAGUCAGAAUUCCGGCCUGGUGAAACACCAGAGGAUUCACACAGAAGAGAAACUUUUUGAAUGUCCUGACUGUGGGAAAGGUUUCAUUGAAAAUUCCAGCCUGGUGACACACCAGAGGACUCACAUAGGAGAAAAACCCUUUGAAUGUCCUGAUUGUGGAAAAGGUUUCAGUAAAAAUUCCUACCUGGUGACACACCAGAGGACUCACACGGGAGAGAAACCCUUUGUAUGUCCUGACUGUGGGAAACGUUACAUUCAGAAUUCCAGCCUGGUAACACACCAGAGGACUCACACGGGAGAGAAACCCUUUGAAUGUCCUGACUGUGGGAAAGGUUUUAGUAAUAAUUCCAGCCUGGUGACACACCAGAGGACUCACACAGGAGAGAAACCCUUCGAAUGUCCUGACUGUGGGAAAUGUUACAGUCAUUAUUCUAGCCUGGUAAUACACCAGAGGACUCACACGGGAGAGAAACCCUUUGAAUGUCCUAUCUGUGGGAAAAGCUUUAGUAAUAAUUCCAAUCUGGUGACACACCAGAGGACUCACACAGGAGAGAAACCCUUUGAAUGUCCUGACUGUGGGAAACGGUACAGUCAUUAUUCCAGCCUGGUAAUACACCAGAGGACUCACACAGGAGAGAAGCCCUGUGAAUGUCCUAUCUGUGGGAAAAGCUUUAGUAAUAAUUCCAAUCUGGUGAUACACCAGAGGACUCACACAGGAGAGAAACCUUUUGAAUGUUCUUUCUGUGGGAAAAGUUUCAGUCAGAAUUCCAACCUGGUGAAACACCAGAGGACUCACACAGGAGAGAAACCCUUUGAAUGUCCUGAUUGUGGGAAAAGUUUCAGUCAGAAUUAUGACCUGGUGAACCAUCACUCUGGGGAAAAACCAUAUAAGUGUCCAGAUUGUGGGAAAAGUUUCCUUUGGAAUUGUCGACUGGUGAGUCACCAGAGGACUCACAUAGGAGAUGGUGGGAUAUUGAGGCCAGAAGCCACAGACAGAGCUGAAGUCACGAGCCGACAAGAGAGCUGCAAACCCAAAUCCAGCCAGACGAGCGAGCGGAGCACUUGGAGAAUCUACGUGCCGCCAGCGCCUUUCAACCCUGCGGAAGAGAAGUGGGGAUCCUACAUGUCCCGCUUCGAAUGCUUCCUGGUGGCCAGCGACCAGCAGGGGCUGCCUGAUGUACGGAAGAAAGCCCUGUUCCUGAGCCAUUGUGGAGCGAAGGUGUUCAAUAUGGCCAAGGCCCUGUCGGAACCGAACUCAGUCCACACCAUCUCGUGGCAGACGCUUCAGUCACUGCUGAAGGACCACUAUGCCCCAACACCAUCGAAGUACGUCCAACGGUUUGACUUCCGACAACGGCUGCAGCAGGAGGGAGAAUCGAUCAGCGAGUACGUCACUGCCCUGCGUAAGGCUGCAAACCAAUGCGAGUACAGAGACCUCGAUGAGAUGCUGCUAGAGCAACUAAUCUGCGGAGUGAGAGAUAUUCGUGUGCAGAGGAGGUUGCUCUCAAAGACAAAUCUCAUGCUACACAUCGCACUGGAUGAGGCGAGGGCUCAAGAAUCCUCAUCCAAGGCAGCUGAGAGACUACAGGGGACGACGCAGAGCAGAACGGCACAGAAGUCAACCCCGGUUCACCAGGAAACCGUGGGAACGGAGAGCGAGGGAGAGUCAGAUGGGGAAGUCUACCAGACAGAACAAUACUGGCAGAACAGGCGAGGUCAACGAGAUGCCUGUACCUGCAAGUUCCGAGACGCCAUUUGCCAGCAAUGCGAGCGGAAGGGGCACAUCGCCAGAGUCUGCAGAGCCAAGCAGAACCCCCAUUACAAGCCACAGAGCAACGUGAGCCAAUCAGAGACGGCGCAGCGGAUGAGAACCAAUUCGAAGGGCGGCUACAGGAGAAGUGCGAAAUCUGAGGAUCUCGAGGCCUGCACCAUCCGAAUCAGCCGGACCUGCACAUCCCCCGGGGAAAAGACCUACACGAUGGUUGGUAUCGAGCGGCAGGAGUGCGUAAUGGAGAUCAACACCGGAUCUCCAAUUACCAUCAUGUCCUGGGACAAGCUAAAGGAGGCCGUCCCCAGCAUCCAGAUACGGCAACUACGGCACCAGCGGCUGGGACUGCGCGAUUACCAGGGGAACCGCAUCCCCGUGGAAGGAAUCGGCGUGUUCCAGGUGGAGCUGAAACCAAGGAGGGUACCUUUCGCCCUGAAGCCCAAGAUCGACGUGGAAUUGGACAAAUUGAUAAAGCAAGGGGUGUUAGUGCCAGUCGAUCAUGCUCAGUGGGAGACCCCAAUUGUGACCCCCAUUAAACCGGACGGGUCUGUGCGCAUCUGCGCUGACUAUAAGUGUACAAUCAACAAGGCCCUACAGCAGAGCGCCUAUCCGGGUCCGAUCGUGCAUCACCUUCUACUCCAGUUUGGAGUCAGCAUAGCUCCAGGAUUAUUCCAGAGCACCAUGGAGCGACUGCUACAGGGGAUCCCCGGGGUGGUCCCGUAUUUCGAUGAUGUGCUAGUCACCGCAGGAGACGAACAGCAGCUAGGGGAGAGGCUGAGACAAGUCCUAGGAAAGUUCAGGAGUGCAGGACUCAGGGUCAAAGGCAACAAGUCAUACUUCUAUCGCCUGGUACAUCGACCAGGGGUGAGCAUGGGCAAUGCCGAUACCCUCAGCCAUUGCCUGUUACCGGACAGGAUAGAGGACCCCAUGCCUGGAGUUCCAGUCCUGCUGAUUGACGUCUUGGACUCGGGGCCCAUCACUUCAGCAGAGGUAUUUAUGGUCGUAGUGGAUGCUUUCUCGAAGUGGUUGGAGAUCAGACUCAUGAAAACCACUACCACCAACGCCGUCAUUAGGGAACUAAGGCAGUUGUUCGCCAUCCAUGGCCUACUGGACACUUUAGUCUCAGAUAACGGGCCCCAGUUCAUGGCCACGCAGUUUGAGGGGUAUCUAGCAGAGUUGGGGAUCAGACACGUCCUCUCCGCCCCGUUUCAUCCGGCUAGUAAUGGAUUGGCGGAGAGAUUUUGCCCUGAUCGAGCACGGAGUCGCCGACCGCUGGUGAUUCCGUUGGAGGCUCGCGGCUGUCGUUAUCGGAGUGAGGAACGGGCGGCCGCCAUUUUGGGAUCGUUCGGCGGUGUUCCCUUUUUUUGGGGACUGUUGACAGAUCUGGAGCAGGCAUUUGAGCAGCAUUUGAGCAACGAUCAACCUAGGGCAGGACACAAACGGAGUAAAGCCAAGACUUCUGAUAGACCUGCCAAAACAUCUCGUUCCAAGGCCUUAGCUCAUACCAGAGUUGAGCUGCGCCGCCAUAAAGCACUUGAAAAACAAUUUGAAAAGGUCAGAAAGACCAAGGGAUCAUUAGCCUGUCCUGAAUUGGCUGCGGAACCUCCCUCUCCGUCCAACUCUACAACCAGAGACGGUGUAGCCAGAUCCCAGUCAGGGACCUCUGACUGUUGUUGCUACCAGGGCGAGCCUAUGUCGAAUUUGCAGGCUUCAAGGAGGGUUUCGAUGUCCCUGCCCAAUGUCUCUUUGGCACCUCUGAGUGAUCAGCCUGUGAGUUCUAGGCGUGCCCCUGAGGCGACCUUUACACCAACGGCGGCGGGGCUUCAGCCAGAAGAACCCGCCUCUCAGCUGGAGCUUCAGUCCAUGUUGUCAGAUGCCUUGGCGAAGAUUUUGGCGGCUGGACUCCAACAAGGUUCCAGCGCGUCUCAACCUUCUGCUGCGAGCUCUCAUACUCAAGGUCGCCCUGCUCGCCGUACUGAGGCACCAGCUUUGGCUCCUGUGGAGGUUACGUCAUCUGAGGAGUCGGACCAGGCUGGUGACGGUCCUGAAGAUCUUGAAUUCUCAGAGGAUGAAGGCUUGCCACCUGACAAGCCGGUAUUUGUUGGACUUUUUCGACCUUCUGUUUUUAAAUCGCUAUUGUAUAAGGCUAAGGUCACUACCCAAUGUGGUUUGAUAACUUCACCAUCUGACAGUGUUACACCGGCUGCAUCCCCUCAUGACGCCUUGUUUCAGGUGUCCAAGCCAGAUAAGGACGUCAUCCCUUGCCCACCGCUGUUUACUGAGAUGGUUCAGAGUGCGUUUGGGCAUCCUGGGUCUCUAACUGCCCCAAGUAAUCUGGACAAGCGUCUUUAUUGUGCAGCUUCGGAGUUAGAGGACAUAUUGGGUCUACCAUCUGUUGAUACGCCUGUGGCCAGCCUUUCAUCUCCUUCUGUUAUAUCCGCUGACGUAUUGGAUGGAUUGAAGUCUGAGGAACGUAAGGCCGAGUUGGGCUUUAGGAAGAUGCAUGAGGCAGCUGCUUGGGCGAUCAAGGUAGCUACUGCCAUUUCGUUCUUCAAUAGAGCUACAUUGUUCUGGCUUCGGCAGCUGCAGGAGCGUCUCCCUGCGAAUGAGACGCGCAUCCAACAAGAUAUCAACAAAAUUGUGGCGGCUACAGAGUACUCAGCGGAUGCUUCCCUUAAUGCCGCUAAAUUCGCCUCUCGCGCCUUAGCAUCGUCAAUCACCAAUCGCCGUCUCUUCUGGCUUCAGUUCGUGCAGCGACGACAGUGGCCUGGGCUACGCAAGCUUCUGUCCUGGAUAUUUGCCGAGCAGCCACGUGGGCGUCGGCUUCGUCGUUCAUUCGCCCAGGAUAGUCAGCUUGGUGGAACGACAGCCAUGGCGGCCAUCCCGAAACCGCGGCAACCGGGAACAAAGAUCGUGCUGGAGGAGAGGAGGAGAAGCGGAGAGCGGAGCAGGGAGUUUGAAAGCCAGGUGAUACAUCAGAGGAUUAACUCCACAGAGAAACCCUGUGUGUGUCGAGGUUGCAGAAAAAGUUUCAUUAGAAAUUCCCAACUCAUGAGACACGAGACCAUGCACACAGGAGAUAAACUCUUUGAAUGUCCUGAUUGUGGGAAAGGUUUCAGUCAGAAUUCCAGCCUGGUGACACACCAGAGGAGUCACACGGGAGAGAAACCCUUUGAAUGUCCUGAUUGUGGGAAACGUUACAGUCUGAAUUCCAGCCUGGUAAGGCACCAGAGGACUCACACGGGGGAGAAACCCUUUGAAUGUCCUUUCUGUGGGAGAAGCUUUAAUUAUAAUUCCGAUUUGCUGAUACACCAGAGGACUCACACAGGAGAGAAACUGUUUGAAUGUGCUUUCUGUGGGAAAGGUUUCAAUAAGAAUUCCUACCUGGUGAUACACCAGAGGACUCACACAGGAGAGAAACCCUUUGAAUGUUCUGAAUGUGGGAAAACUUUCAUUACGAAUUCCCACCUGGUGACACACCAGAGGACUCACACAGGAGAGAAACCCUUUGAAUGUCCUGACUGUGGGAAAAGUUUCAUUACGAAUUCCCACCUGGUGACACACCAGAGGACUCACACAGGAGAGAAACCCUUUGAAUGUCCUGACUGUGGGAAAGGUUUCAGUCGCAAUUCCAACCUGGUGAAACACCAGAGGAUUCACACAGGAGAGAAACCCUUUGAAUGUCCUGACUGUGGGAAAGGUUUAUGUCAGAAUUCCCACCUGGGGAUACACCAGAGGAUUCACACAGGAGAGAAACUCUUUGAAUGUCCUGACUGUGGGAAAGGUUUCACUCAGAAUUCCAACCUGGUAAGGCACCAAAGGACUCACACGGGAGAGAAACCCUUUGAAUGUCCUAUCUGUGGGAAAAGCUUUAGUGAUAAUUCCAAUUUACUGACACACCAGAGGACUCACACAGGAGAGAAACCAUUUGAAUGUCCUGAUUGUGGGAAGGGUUUUAGUGAUAAUUCCAGCCUGGUAAGGCACCAGAGGACUCACACAGGAGAGAAACCCUUUGAAUGUCCUGAUUGUGGGAAAAGUUUCAGUCAGAAUUCCUACUUGGUUAUACACCAGAGGACUCACACAGGAGAGAAACCCUUUGAAUGUUCUGGCUGUGGGAAAAGUUUCAGUCAGAAUUCCCACCUGGUGAUACACCAGAGGAUUCACACAAGAGAGAAACCCUUUGAAUGUCCUGACUGUGGGAAAGGUUUCAGUCAGAAUUCCAACCUGGUAAUGCACCAGAGGACUCACACAGGAGAGAAACCCUUUGAAUGUCCUGAUUGUGGGAAAGGUUUUAGUGAUAAUUCCAGCCUGGUGACACACCAGAGGACUCACACAGGAGAGAAACCCUUUGAAUGUCCUGACUGUGGGAAAAGUUUCAGUCAGAAUUCCCACCUGGUGACACAUCAGAGGACUCACACAGGAGAGAAACCCUUUGAAUGUCCUGAUUGUGGGAAAGGUUUUAGUGAUAAUUCCAGCCUGGUGACACACCAGAGGACUCACACAGGAGAGAAACCCUUUGAAUGUCCUGACUGUGGGAAAGGUUUCAGUCAGAAUUCCAACCUGGUGAAACACCAGAGGAUUCACACAGGACAGAAACACUUUGAAUGUUCUGACUGUGGGAAAAGAUUCAGUCAGAAUUCCCACCUGGUGAAACACCAGAGGAUUCACACAGGAGGGAAACCCUUUGAAUGUCCUGAUUGGGGAAAAGUUUCAGUCAGAAUUAUGACCUGGUGACUCACUCUGGGGAAAAACCAUAUAAGUGUCCAGAUUGUGGGAAAAGUUUCCUCUGGAAUUGUCGACUGAUGAGUCACCAGAGGACUCAAAUAGAAGAGUAACCAUAUUUCAUUUCAUUUCAUUUAUUCAAAUUUCUAUACCGCCCUUCUCCUUUCGGACUCAGGGCGGUGAACAGCCAGAUAAAAAACAUCUAUACAAACAUCACAGUUAAAAAAUAAAGUUAAAAUAAUUUAUAAAUUUGGCCCAUAAUUUAAAACUUGUCAAUUUAAAAUAAAUAUUAAAAUUUUAAAACUAACCCUAAAAUCAGGACAGACCGGCUAGCUGAAAAAAAUGAGUUUUUAGGGCCCGACGAAAAAUCCGGAGGUCGGAGAUCACUCGUAUCUCUGGGGGUAGAUUGUUCCAUAGGGUAGGUGCCACCACAGAGAAGGCUCUCCUCCUGGGGGUCGUCAGCCGGCAUUGUCUGGCCGACGGCACCCUGAGGAGGCCCUCUCUGUGGGAGCGAACCGGCCGGUGGGAGGCUAUUGGUGGCAGAAGGCGGUCCCGUAAGUACCCUGGCCCUAAGCCAUGGAGCGCUUUAAAGGUGAUCACCAACACCUUGAAGCGCACCCGGAAGUCCACUGGAAGCCAAUGCAGCUCGCGCAGGAGAGGAGUCACAUGGGAGUGCCCCGUCGCUCCCAUAAUCCCCCACGCAGCCGCAUUCUGCACCAGUUGGAGCCUCCGGGUGCACCCCAAGGGGAGCCCCAUGUAGAGAGCGUUACAAUAGUCCAGACGAGAAGUGACGAGUGCUUGAGUGACCGUGCGUAGGGAGUCCCGGUCCAGAAAGGGGCGCAACUGGCGUAUCAGGCGAACCUGACAAAAAGCCCCCCUGGCCACGGCUGUCAUAUGCCCUUCUAAGGACAGCCGCGCAUCCAGGAGGACACCCAAGUUGCGGGCCCUCUCUGUGGGGGCCAAUGAUUCGCCCCCAAUAACCAGCAAUGGCGUCAGCUGGCUAUACCGGGACGCCGGCAGCCACAGCCACUCGGUCUUGGAAGGGUUGAGUCGAAGCCUGUUUCUCCCCAUCCAGACCCGCACGGCCUCCAGGCACUGGGACAUCACUUCCAAGGCAUCAUUGGGAUGGUCUGGGGUGGAAAUGUACAGCUGAGUAUCAUCAGCGUACUGAUGGAACUCCAACCCAAAACCACGGAUGAUCUCACCCAGCGGCUUCACAUAAAUGUUGAACAGGAGGGGCGAGAGGACCGACCCUUGCGGCACCCCACAAACAAGGCGCCUUGGGGUCGACCGCUGCCCCCCUGUCAACACAGAUUGCGACCGGUCGGAGAGAUAGGAGGAGAACCACCGCAGAACAGUGCCCCCCACUCCCAGUCCCUCCAGCCGGCGCAACAUGAUACCAUGGUCGAUGGUAUCAAAAGCCGCUGAGAGGUCUAAUAGGACCAGGAUAGAGGAAUAACCCCUAUCCCGGGCCCUCCAGAGAUCAUCCACCAACGCGACCAAUGCCGUUUCCAUGCUGUACCCAGGUCUGAAGCCGGACUGGAGCGGAUCCAGAUAGACAGCUUCAUCCAGGUACUGGGGGAGCUGUCGCGCCACCACACUCUCAACAACCUUCGCAAUAAAGCGAAGGUUGGAGACUGGACGAUAGUUAGCCAAAAUAGCCGGAUCCAGGGAUGGCUUCUUGAGGAGAGGCCUCACCACCGCCUCUUUCAAGGCGGCCGGCAGGACACCCUCGCUCAAAGAAGCGUUAAUAAUCCCCUGGAGCCAGCCUCGUGUAACCUCCCGGGAAGCCAGCACCAACCAGGAGGAACACGGGUCCAAUAAACAUGUGGUUGCGUUCAGUCGUCCCAAGAUCCUGUCCACGUCCUCGGGAGCCACAGGAUCGAACUCCUCCCAGAUAACACUCUCAAGGCCUGCCUCAGUCAUCUCGUCUGAACUAACCCAGUCGGCGGCCAAGUCUUCCCGAAUCUGAGUUAUUUUAUCAUCCAGAUACUGUACAAAAUCCUCAGCUCGGCCCUGCAAGGGGUCCUCCCGCGCUCCCAGAUGGAGGAGGGAGCGGGUCACCCUAAACAGGGUGGCUGGGCGGUUAUCUGAUGACGCGAUAAGAGCGGCAAAAUAGCUAGAUUUCGCCGCUUUUAUCGCCACUAGGUAGGUCUUAAUAUGAGACCUUACCAGUGUCAAGUCAGACUCGGAACGAAUGGCCCUCCAACCGCUCUCUAGGCGUCUUUUCCGGCGCUUCAUCUCCCUCAGCUCCUCGGAAAACCAAGGAGCUAAGUGAGUUCGGUGCCGGGUCAGAGGCCGCAAAGGCACGACCCGGUCCAAAGCCCCGGCAGCCGCCCUAUCCCAGGCGGCCACCAGGUCAUCAGCCGAGUCAUGAGCUAGAGUCUCAGGAAAUGGCCCAAGCUCCAUCUGGAACCUAUCAGGGUCCAUCAGGCGCCUGGGGCGGAACCACCUGGUCGGUUCCGCCUCCCUGCGACGGGGUACGGCGGUCAGAAAGUCAAGUCGAAGGAGCGAGUGGUCAGACCAUGACAAGGGUUCAAUAUCUACAUCCCCUAUAUCAAGGCCACUCAACCACUGACCAGAGAUAAAAACUAAGUCCAGAGUGUGUCCCCCCAUAUGAGUAGGGCCGUGAAUUACUUGGGUCAGGUCCAUGGCCGUCAUGGAAGCCAUGAACUCCCGAGCUACCUCAGAUGUUUCACCGAUGGAUGGCAGGUUGAAAUCCCCCAUGACCACAAGUCUGGGGGUAUCAGCCGCCACCUCGGCUAUAACAUUGAGGAGCUCGGGCAGGGUCGUUGCCACGUGGCAGGGAGCCAGGUACGUGAUCAACAGACCCAUCUGCGCCCCAUGACCCCACUUCACAAAAAGGGACUCACAUCCGGCUAUCUGAGGUACAGUGGUCUCCCUCGGAUCAAGACCUUCUUUUAGAAUAUGAGUGUCCAGACUGCAAAGAUUUCAGUACUAAGGAUAGCCUUCCAAAUCAUAAGCUUAUAUACACGGGAGAAACCAUUUAAGUGCUCUGAGUGUGCAUGCUUCUUCAGGAAAUCUUCCACCCUUAUUGCACACAAGAAAAUGCACCUGAGGCCCAAAAUGAUGAGUGUAGAGAAGGCUUGAAUUUCAACUGAGAAAUUGACUCUUUAAUUUGAGUACAAAGAAUUUGCCUGAUUUUUUGUCAUCAAAUAUGUCAUGGUAUUAGAUGGGAAGGAGGAAAGAAAAAAGUGGAACAUGUUAAUUUGAUAAGGACUGUUUGGCCAUUAACAGCAGAAAUUGCUGGAUAUUUUAUUUUUGCAAAAAUUGUAGAAAUCUGCAAACAUCUUUUUAGGAGUGUUCUUUCCAUUUUUAUCAUAACAAAUUAUUGAAAUGCCACAUGAAGAGGCCCCGUCUUCUCCCUGGGUGUCCUCCCCCAAUCAGCUUUUCCAGGCUGCAGGGAUUGCUACAGACCAUCGCUGCCUCCGUGCCUCACAUUUUGAGCCUCUGAACACUCCAUUUCAGACUUUUCAAGGCUGCAGGAAUCGCCAGAGCAUAUUGCCACCUCUGUGCAUUGCAUUUUCAGCCUCCACAGCCCUUUUAUGGCCUGUGCACAUUGUGUUUUUGGGUGGUCCCAGGCCGCCGAUCCUGCCCAAAAAUACAAUGCGCAGAGGCCAAAAAUAGGGCGUGCAGAGGCCGAAAACAUGAUCCGCAGAGGCUGAAAACACGAUGUACAGAGGCAGCAAUCAGUGGCGAUGUGCUCUGGCAUAGGUCUAAAACGCAAUGUGUGGAGGCCAAAAAUGGCCAAAGGGUGGGGCCGGUGGGUGGGCUUGGCUACAUUCAGUAUAUUAGACGCACCCAAAUUUUCACUCUCUUAGGGGGAGAAAACUGUGUCUUAUACUCCGAAAAACAUAGUAGUUUAUCUUUUCCUAACAAUUGCAGAAAUUCAUUGCGCCAAGCAUGUCUGCUCAGAUUUUGUCAAGAAUGAGGCAUGCAAGUGGGAGACACCAUACAAAUAGCAAAUAUAUUGGGGGAGUUUGAGGCAGUGACAAAAGCAGUGUAGAAUUUCUGAUGUAAAUGUUCUGCCCUACAGGUGACCUUCAUGGAGAAGAGCUGUAGGAAUAUUGAGUUGAGGAGAAAAGGGAUUGUGUGUCAGGUCCCCAUAGAUCCUUGUGGGGAUGCUGCCAUUCUGGCAGGGACAGCCUGAAUGCCAUUUUAUGAUAUUUUCCCGUUUCUGCCCUUUUCUCAACUUUAAUGUACUUUCCUAGAAAUGGGAGGGGUGAGGAAUUGCCUGUGGCCAUCUGUUUUGUCUCAGCUCCAACAGAAGGGGCAAGCAGUGCCUGAGAACAACUUCUUACCACCUUCUCAACUCAGAGGUCUCACAACAACUUUGCACCUGUGUAUUGGCUCCCUUUGGAUUGGGCAGAGAGGAGGGGUUUCUACAACUUUUUACCUAACGGUUCUGAGCGGGAACUUCAGAUCCUACCUUGCUCUACUUACUAUCACUGUCUCUCAAUAAACAUUUCCUUUUGAAAUCC